GGGAGCUGUAGUUCCUCCCCUCCGGGCUGGUCCGUAGGCGCCCGGCUCCUAGCCCGCCCGGACAUGGCGGCUCCCUUGGUGCUGGGGGUGCUGGUGGCGGUGACGUUGCGGGCCGUGCUCUACCGCUCCAGCCUGGCCGCCUUCAUCUCCGAUCGGGUCGAGGUAUCGUCCCCGUUAAGCGCCUGGAAGAGAGUGGUCGAAGGAUUAUCUUUGCUGGAUUUGGGAGUCUCUCCAUAUUCUGGAGAUAUUUUUCAUGAAACCCCAUUAAUAAUAUACCUCUUUCAUUUCCUGAUUGAAUAUGCUGAAUUGGUGUUCAUGAUAACUGAUAUACUCACUGCUGUUGCCCUCUACUUGGCCAUCCAGGACUUCAACAAAGUUGUGUUUAAAAAGCAGAAACUCCUAAUAGAACUUGAUAAAUAUGCGCCAGAUGUGGCUGAACUCAUCCGGACACCCAUAGAAAUGCACUACAUCCCCCUCAAGGUAGCACUGUUUUAUCUCUUAAAUCCGUACACAGUGAUGUCUUGUGUGGCAAAGUCCACUUGUGCCAUCAACAACACCAUUAUUGCAUUCUUCAUUUUGGCUACGAUGAAAGGUAGUGCCUUCCUCAGUGCUGUAUUUCUGGCCUUAGCAACAUACCAGUCACUGUAUCCUCUCACCUUGUUUGCACCAGCACUUAUAUAUCUUCUACAGCGUCAGUUCAUACCAGUGAAACUGAAAAGCAAAGGCUUCUGGAUCUACACCACGCAAUACGCAGCAUUGUAUCUGUGCAGUCUGGUGGUGAUAAUCUGCCUCUCAUUCUUCCUCCUCAGUUCCUGGGAUUUUAUCCCAUCUGUUUAUGGGUUCAUCCUUUCCGUUCCAGAUCUGACUCCCAAUAUUGGACUUUUCUGGUACUUCUUUGCGGAGAUGUUUGAGCAUUUCAGUCUAUUCUUCAUGUGCGUAUUUCAGAUCAAUGUCUUCUUCUACACCAUUCCCUUGGCAGUGAAGCUAAAGGAACACCCCGUCUUCUUCAUGUUUGUUCAGAUCGCCAUCAUUUCUAUCUUCAAAUCCUACCCCACUGUGGGAGACAUAGCACUGUACAUGGCUUUCCUUCCAGUCUGGGGCCACCUCUACAGAUUCCUCCGGAACAUCUUCAUCCUUUCCUGCAUGCUUAUCGUCUGCUCCCUUCUGUUCCCGGUUCUGUGGCAUCUCUGGAUUUAUGCAGGAAGUGCCAAUUCCAACUUUUAUUAUGCCAUCACGCUGACGUUCAAUGUAGGGCAGAUCCUGCUCAUCUCGGAUUAUUUCUACGCUUUCCUCCGGCGAGAAUACUACCUCACUCAUGGACUCUACCUGACAAGGAAAGACGGGACAGAGGCCAUGCUGGUUCUGAAAUAAUCACUGUGUUUGGCACUCCUUGGAAAAUGGACUCGAUUAAGAAGCACGCAAAGCUUGGGGUGACUGGGGUGGGGUGGGGAGGGUUCCUUCAAAGAGGUCUGAUUGUCAGGAUGUUACCUGUUGAAAGAAAGGGCUGAAACUCACAGCUCAUUCAUUGUGACAGUGAGUUCUGUGCAAAGACUGUAAGAGCUGGCUGAAAACCUGCUGCUAGGGCCACAAGGCCUCUACUGAAGCAUCUCCCUUCUUCCUUCAGCUGUGAUUUCUACUACUGCACCAGCCAUCAUGUCUGGACAAGCUAGCAGGAACUGGAGAAAGUGCUUGGGCUGAAAUCAGGGCUGCGUCUUGGGCCCAGAGAGAGCUGAGGCCAUAAUCUAUUUGAUUUAUCUUCAUCGUGUUGGAGGAAAACCAUUGGAGAUGUUUACUUCUUUCUAGAAAAAAACAACACUGGAAAACUCUUAGGCUACUCUUCUGCUCCUCCAUGGCUGUGCUACACACCCACUCCUGCUUGGCACACAGCAUGCUCUGGGGAUGUAAUGAUCAAGCCACCACUGUGGUUGAUAUGGACAUUCAUUUUCCUACUCUAUGCACCAUUUCUGGAUCUGGAUAACACAGGGGCUCUUGCAGAGUGGAGAGCACACAGGAAGUGUAUAAGUGAUCCUGGGUAAAAACCCAGCAGCUUCCCAGUGGCAGAGGAAGAGUGACAGCUCAAGCCAUUGGGGGUCAUGUACACAAAGUCACUAAGUCAGAACACAGUCCACCAGCAAGAGCUGGCAGCAGAGCCGGGCCGUCCUAUCUUGUGAAACCUACGGCUGCAGGGGGCCCCGCAGCCAAGAGGUCCCCCGAGUCCAGCCAUUCACCACCCACCCUCCAUGUUGUUUUCCCCUCCCUGCUGCCAGCCCCGGCUUCACAUCUGCCUGCUCGCCAUGCCCCCCAUGCUGCCACUGCCGGCAGAUUCACAUCUGGCCACUCACUACCCCACCCCCUAGCUGCCCAUGCCACUGCUGCCAGCUUCUUCUGUCUCUUGUCCCUCCCCCCCCCCCCCCCCCCCCCCCCCCCACACCAUGUCAGGGGGCCCCAAAACUAUUUCUUGCAGGGGGCCCAUAAAAUUGUGGGCUGGCCCUGGCUGGCACUGAAUUGAAACCACACCUAGCAGCAGGAGGGAGGGCAGGGGGAGUUGUGGUUUCCAUUUACUCUAAAGGAAAAUUGGAGACUUUUCUUUGGGAAGCUGGACAGCAGCAUUGUGGGGUGCAUCAGAAGAAGGGACACGGUGGAAAUACCAUCCACUAGGAGGUGCAGAGUGUGGCUGCAUGUGGAGUGCAGACCAUGAACUCGGCAUCUGAGUGUUCCGAGAAGCUCUUUCCCACUCUCCUCUCAUCCUCUCCAUGUGUUUGGUGUUUCAAGGUUGCAUUUGUGCUCAACCCCAGGGCUUUUGGUAGAAGGGCCAGAAAGCAGGAGAGUUUUCCCCUUGAAAAAUACCAACUGAAGCUGGAAGGAGCCUCUGGCUUUUUCUGGAGAGCUCAGGCUCCAAAUGGUCCACAGCAGUUAAGCAAUGAGAGACAUUUAUACCAAGUGUUAUCCCCUCUGCUAGAACAGCAUUACAACGUGGCUGUGCUCACAAGUGACUAUGCAAAAAUGGCAUCUCUUUGCUCCCCAGCCCUGCUCCCUUCAGUCAGAUCUGCUCGCUGUAAGGACCAAGAUAAGAUUUUGCUGCUGCUACUUGCAUGGCAAACCUGAUGCCACUGUGAGCAGCUGAGGCAGGUUUUUUCCUGGGGCUGGCACAUUGGCAAUAAGAAUGGUUAGCUGACUCCCAGGGUGAGAACCCUGCUUCCCAGGGGGAGUCUGGAAGGUUGGUAAUUAGAAGAAACCUUUUUAUAAACUUCAACUGAGCACAUUCAGUGCCCAAUGCCUAAGUCCAUAGCAUUCCUCUCCACACCCCAGGCCAUUUUUCCAGAGUCAGUGCAGGACACGGUGUCUUCUCUCUUCUACUGUAUGUACCAUUGAGCAGCUGUUCAAAUGGCUUUGCUUUCCUUUUAUUUUUUUUUAUUUUUUAAACAAAAGUUUCAAAUACUUGCCUUACUGCACUGCUGGGCUGGGGGGUGGGUUUGGCACAACACUCCUGCCUGGGGUCCUUGUGAUCAGACCUGCAUCCCAAGCUGGGAAUGUGAAGGGCACUUGGAACCUUGUCUCCCCUCAGCUGCCAUGUGUGUAUGGCACGUCCAAAUUAAUAAUAAACUUUGCGAGUUUUAAA
Alligator mississippiensis (American alligator) is the source of this 3619-nucleotide messenger RNA. It is a transcript of the gene PIGU, whose product is annotated as phosphatidylinositol glycan anchor biosynthesis class U. Gene Ontology annotation, cellular component: membrane; GPI-anchor transamidase complex. The record is from RefSeq and is a predicted model, not a curated record. The coding region runs from base 64 to 1371 and encodes 435 amino acids. Gene Ontology annotation, biological process: protein localization to cell surface; attachment of GPI anchor to protein. The transcript is spliced from 12 exons. Lineage: Eukaryota; Metazoa; Chordata; Crocodylia; Alligatoridae.